AUGUUCACAGAUUUCGAACGAAUCGCGCAAAUCCUGCACGUGAGCGCGGAAGUUCUAGAUCAGCGGAUCGUCCAACAGGUAGCGAUUUGGAAUGGUCCCGUCUCGGUGACGAUUGUGCUACGAUCCAUCAACCAAUACCGUUGCGUUGUUGAAUUUCUGGAGAAAAUCCGUGAGGAAUACACGGCAGUGGCGCACUAUCUCCGCGCUCACAUUAUUUUCCACGAAAGUCUCUCAACCAACUGUACUAUCCCGUCGAUACUGCCGAUGUCAUCUACUGAGUCCGAUUGCAAGAACCGCAAAGCUACCGUCAAUCAAAUUGCUAACUAUCCAGUGAAUAUUGCGAGGAAUGUCGCUAGAAUGUUUUCCUCCUCGAAGUACAUCGUUAUCACUGAUUACGAGCAUCUCUUCAGCGAAGGGUUCGAGGCCAGCGUGAGAUCUAUUGCAUCUUGGAGACUCAGAGAGCAGCCACGGACGUUGCUCGCUUAUCGAAUAUUUGAGGUCGAUGACAAGGUCAAAGAACUACCUCGUAACAAGUCCGAUCUAUACAAGCUAUUCAAGGCAAACAAAGCUGUGGUUUUCCAUUCGAAGUACUAUCCAGGAGCACAUGACAUAAAUGGACUAGAUGAGUGGUUUUCAAAGAAUGAAACAGAUGACGGUUUAUUCGCUAGGGAUCAAAAAUAUGAUCGCUCGAAUUGGGAACCGCAGUUCGUAUCUCUGUCGCAAAUUCCCUUUCAUGAUGAGCGUUUCCCAUUUCAAUUAAGGGACAACACCGUACUUCGAUGGGAGCUGUGC
Molecule: messenger RNA, 792 nt
Organism: Ostertagia ostertagi
Lineage: Eukaryota; Metazoa; Nematoda; Chromadorea; Rhabditida; Trichostrongylidae
Source: the annotation of a GenBank genome assembly